GAGAAGCAGAUUAAAACUUAAAAGAGAGGAGAGGAGGGGAGGAGAGGACACAAAGAGAGGAAACAAAACAAAGCACCUCCAACAAUAAUAAAAUAGCUACUCCUCCUCCUCCCCCCCUCCUUUGUUGAUGGCGGGGCCUGGCCUUCAACCCUCCUCCUCCACCACCACCACCUCGUCAUGACUCACUUCAGCCGAACGCUGACUCGUCUGGACCAUAAGUGGGCUCGCUUCGUCCAUCUCGCCGUCGUCCGCCGCUUCUUCCGCCUCCUCUGGGACCAUCUCCUAGCAUGUUCUUCACCCGGCCGCCACGCCCGGUACCGGCGGCUCAAGGGAUGCUUCUCGCCGCAGCUCGAGGACAUCCCCGCGGCGGCCGCAGGGUCCACGGAAGCAUGCGGCGAUAUCGAGGUGGAUUCCGAUUUGGUGCCGCUGAAGAUUAGCCUCCUUGGCGACUGCCAUAUCGGAAAAACAAGCUUCAUGGUUAAGUAUGUGGGGGAUGUGGAGGAACAGAUGGGGCUGCAGAUGACAGGGCUAAAUUUAAUGGAUAAGAUUUUGGUCGUUAGGGGGGCGAGGAUUGCAUUUAGUAUUUGGGAUGUUGGAGGUGAUCGGCAGUUUCUUGAUCAUCUCCCUAUAGCUUGUAAAGAUGCUGCAGCGAUUCUUAUUAUGUUCGAUCUAACCAGCCGUUGCACACUAAAUAACGCCAUCGACUGGUAUCAACGGGCAAGAAAAUGGAAUAAGACGGCAAUCCCAAUCUUAAUAGGAACGAAGUUUGAUGACUUUGCUCAGCUUCCUCUUGAAAUGCAAUGGACAAUAGUAAAUCAGGCCAGAGCAUGUGCAAGAGUGAUGAACGCUACUCUCUUUUUUUCAAGUGCUACUCACAACAUAAAUGUGAACAAAAUUUUCAAGUUCAUAACAGCCAAGCUCUUUAACCUGCCAUGGACCGUAGAGAGAAAUCUGACACUUGGAGAACCCAUCAUCGAUUUCUAGGAUCCUCUCUUCCUUUUUCUUACUCUUUUGCUUUCUGUGGUUACAUAAUCAUUGUCUUGUAAGUGCAAGCCUGUACAUAGCGAAAAAUUCCAUCAAACCUUGGAAGGUGCUUAUCUUUGAUCUGGGUAAUUUUCAUAUCAUUUCUUAAAAAUAAUUGGUGGUACACCCAUCAUUAUUAUACUCCAA
Molecule: messenger RNA, 1170 nt
Organism: Elaeis guineensis (African oil palm)
Lineage: Eukaryota; Viridiplantae; Streptophyta; Magnoliopsida; Arecales; Arecaceae
Product: septum-promoting GTP-binding protein 1
Molecular function (GO): GTP binding; GTPase activity
Source: RefSeq, a predicted model, not a curated record